Molecule: messenger RNA, 725 nt
Organism: Vigna unguiculata (cowpea)
Lineage: Eukaryota; Viridiplantae; Streptophyta; Magnoliopsida; Fabales; Fabaceae
Gene: JAZ8
Product: jasmonate-zim-domain protein 8
Biological process (GO): regulation of jasmonic acid mediated signaling pathway; regulation of defense response; response to wounding
Cellular component (GO): nucleus
Source: RefSeq, a predicted model, not a curated record
UUCGCACAUAUUUAUAAUACGUCCUUCAUCCCUUCUCUUCCUUAAUUCUCUUCGCUUUCUCUCUCUCUCUCAACAACUUCAAACCCAAAAAUGAGGAGAAACUGCAACUUGGAACUUGCCCUUUUCCCUCCCUCCGAUUCUGGCCCUCUCCACCACCACCCCGCCAGGGUUCAAGAAACUACUGAGAUCAGUCCGCUCCAUCACCACCACCGACAGGAGCACCAACAACAACCGCUCACAAUUUUCUACGAUGGCAAGAUUUGUGUUGCCGAUGUCACCGAGCUUCAGGCGAAGUCUAUUUUAAUGCUUGCAAAUGGAAAAUUGGAAGAAAGAGCUCGAACAGGAAAUGGAUCAGAAGCAUCUUCUCCCACAGUUUUGCAAUCUCCUAAUCAGUUGUAUAGUCCUGGCACUGGACUUUCCAUGAGAAAAUCCUUGCAACGCUUCCUUAUCAAGAGAAAGAAUCGGGUCCAAGAAGCCUCACCAUACCAUCACUAGUUAAUUAUCUUCUAUCACUUUCCGAUCAAUCAAUCAUUCUCUUCUUUCUUUCUUUCUUUCAUACUUUCUUAGGUUAGUUACCACUUCAUUUUUGUGUUCUACUCCCUGUAAAUACUUACCUUCCAAACCUUACUUAUUUAAAACUCUUUCUAACUAAGAAAGAGUUUAAGAAAGAGUUUAUGAAUAUAUAUUUUCCAUUUCUUCUUAUUAAUAUAUAUUUUCUUUCUUUC